Cinara cedri is the source of this 4300-nucleotide messenger RNA. The record is from the annotation of a GenBank genome assembly. NCBI's taxonomy places the organism in Eukaryota, Metazoa, Arthropoda, Insecta, Hemiptera, Aphididae.
AUGUCUAACAAUCAUCAACACGAAGAAUAUACAAUAUUAACAACAGGCUCAACCAAUAGAAGCCAAAUGUCUCAACCUCAUCUUACAUUUACACCACCUACUCAAGUUUUUCGUACCGAGUGGCAGCGUUUUCCAGAAUUCCAUGCUUGGUUACGACCUAUUGAUGGGGAUGUAACUAAAGCUUGGUGCAUUGCUUGUGAACGUAUGUUUCGUGCAGAUUUAAAGUCUUUAAGAGUACAUGGUGUAAGCAAAGCUCAUGUGCGUAUGGUACGUGCCCGUUGUCCUAAUGCUGAUGAUAAUCCUGUACCACCAAUAGAAUAUAAUGUGGUGACUGACAAAAAGGGUACUUAUGGCAUAGCUGUAGUAACUAAUAAAGAAGAUAAAUCUUUACUUGGGUCAAGAGCAUUAUACAUGAAUCAAACAAAUCCUACUGAAGAAAUAAUUACUUCUGAAAUGGCAGCACAGUCGCAACGUGACAAAUAUGUUGUGGUAUCGUUACCCAAUGAAGAUGAUGAUGAUAAUGAAGGUCCACAUGCUUCUAGCUCAAAUACUCAAUACAUACAAAAAGAAGUAAAUGUAAUCGACGAGACUGGUAAUUUGGUGUCUGUGGUUACUGAACAUCAUGUACAGAAAAAUAAAGGUAAAAUUUAGGUGUCCUGGUCAGAGUUGCAAUAAUUUUAAUUUUUAAAAGAAAUUAGGUAUUAAUUAAGUUAGAAAUAUUAAUUUUAAAAAAGAUGUAGAUCAAAUGAGCAAAUUGUUAAGUAGGUGAAUUUUAAAUCUAUACUAACUAUUGAGAUAAAAUGUUAACAAUAAGCUUCCCAAAGAGGGUUUUCAUUUCAAGUUCUAAGGUCAAAGUAUUAACAUAAUGUUUUAGUGCAUGUGUGUUGUACAUUAUAGCCGUACUUGUCAUGUAAAAUUAUAAAUUCAUUAAAUUCCUCAGAAAGCAGAACACCCAGGUUGAAUCUGAGACCAAAUCAGAUAAUGCUGAAACACAAAAACAAUCUGCUGAUGAUGAAGAUGACAUAGCAAUUGAAGAAGUGUUGACACCACUACGGAUGAAACAAGAGUCAGCAACAAAUCGUGCACAUAUGAUGAAACGAAAACGAGGCCUUCAAAAGUAUCGUACAGAUUGGGAAAAAUUAGCUGAAUUCAAAGGGUGGUUGUCACCAGAACCAAAGAGCUGCUAUAAAGCUCGAUGUGAAGCCUGUGAUAAAAGUCUUGUUGCUGAUAUAACUGUCUUACGAAAUCAUUCACAGGCUAAAAAACAUGUGAUGAAAACUGGAGGUACUGUUUACGAAGGUCCAAUCGUUAGAAACAAAUCAAAAGUUAAGUCAGAAGAUGAUGAUGAAGAUUCUCCUGAUGACUUACAAAUGAAAUCUUUGAGCAUUAAAGGUUUGGAUAUUGGGUAUUAUUUGUAUGUCUCCUUAAGUUUAUAGCUUUUGAUUUUGAGUUUAAUAAUGAAAAUUGUUAAUGUUUUUAGUAAAUGAAAUACUUCAUUGUUUUUAUAUUAAUUAAAGUAAAUUCCUAAAGCUAUAAACUUUAUCAUCAUACAUUAAUUAUAAAAUUACAAUUGAAGAUCAUCAUUGUAUUUAAACAAUUUAGAUUUUUUUGUAUUUUUAUAAUUAAGUAAUAAAAAUGUUUUUUUUCGGAGUUCGUUUUGGGUCUUCAGUUGUGAAAUAAAAACCGUGUUUUGGCCUAUUUAUUAUAAUUGGUCAGAGCUUACGCGUUUAAUGUUGUAUUUUCUAUAAAAUAUAUUUGUAAACUAGGUAAAUUAUAAACCCAAAUAUUAGUUUUGAGACCGUAUGUUUGAAGGACAGUUUUAGUCAACAAGCCCUGAAAAAGUUGGUCAGAGCUUUUACCGUGUAUAUUUCUUUUUGUAUUAUACAACAAUGAUUCAUUAUGUUAAUACUUGUGACCUAAAUAAACUAUUUGUUAUUAAAAAAAAUAUAUACAUAUAUAUAUAUACAUAUAUAUAUAUAUAUAUAUAUAUAUUAAAUCUACAACAGACACUAUACCACUGUUAAUUCAAUUAUUAUUAAGUUAAAUAUAUUUGAACUAAUUUUAAGAGAAAAUUAAAUUUAUAUAUAUAUGUAUAUAUAUGACCGAAAAAUUGCAGCUCUGACCGAUUUUAAUAAAUGGUUGUUUUAUUUAAACAUCUAUUUUUUAUUUUUAACCUAAUUGUAAUUGUAAUUUGUAUUUAUUUAUUAUAAUUUUUAUUCAUAGACAAUGAUGAUGAUUUUGAAGUUGGUCUUCAAUCAAAUGAAUAUCAUAGCUCAUCUAAUUAUGAAAAAAUGGAUCAAAAACAUGAAGAUAUCCAGUGCAAAGCCAUUGGUAUAAUAAAAACAAAAAUUGCCUUGCCUAUUAAAGUUACAUAUAUUUUUUGUUUAUUUAUAGUUUCGAAACCUGCUCCAUUUUGGAAAGCUACGGCUGUUGUGAAUGGCCAUGUAACAGAGUUAAAACUUAGCGACUACCAUGGCCGUUAUUUGGUCCUAUUCUUUUAUCCUCAAGAUUUGUAUGUUAUAUUUUACAUUAAAUUUAAAUUUGUUUAUUUUGAUUUUUUUAUAUAAGCCAUAAAUAGAGUGGAAAAAUAAAUUCAUUGUAUGGAAAUUUUCAAGAUUUAAUAGUCUUUAAGGGGGGAAAAAAUGUAUAGUAUAUCGGAUAUUCCAUAUCACAUUUCUACUAGUAAUCAAUUUUGUCUGGGUUUCCUAAAAUGUCAUCAUACAUCCAGAAAAUCUUUAAGAUUUAGCAUUUUGAAUCUUUGAAAUUCGUGUGAACCUCAAAUUAUGAGUAUCAACUAAUAAAUAUUUCAAUCAAAAUUAUAUACAUAAAUUUAUAGGCUAUACCUAAUUAUCUUUAUAUUAUAUUAAUACUAUGGAUUAUUUUAAGAACACUUGCGAUGAAACUUGAAAAAAUAGUUCACGUUUUAUCCCCCUGUUGGAUGUUUAAUGUGCAUUUCUGUAAAAAAAAAAAAAAAAAAAUUGCACGUCAACUGGAUUAAUAAUGAGCAUUAUAAUAUGCUUAAAAACACUGUUUUAUCCGAUAUACUUAUUUUCUUUAUCAACUCUUAUAUACUUUAUGUAAACAAAAUUUAAAAUAAAUAGAAAAAAAACAUGUAUUUUUAAUGGGAACUUAACCUUGUUAUUGAUAGACUUAAGAAUUGUCUUAAGAAACUUAAAAUAAAUAGAGCUCAAUCCUCUUUUUGUUAUAAUAUGGUUAGGGGGGAAAUUAAAAACCAUUUUAGUGCCCAUACUAAUACCGUGUUUGUCUAUAAUUGAAUUCACGGCUUCGCUUUUGGGAAAUAUAAAUUAGCUCUACGUGUAUUAGAUUUGCAUUCAUAUGUAUUGAUCACUCUGUUAAAGCUAAACAUAUUACUUUUAUAUUAUUUAAUAAGUUAACAAUUGGACAUUACUAGUCUAUAAUAUUUGCCCAUACUAAUACCGUGUUCAUUUAUAAUUGAAUUCACGGCUUCGCUUUUGGGAAAUAUAAAUUAGCUUUAUGUGUAUUAGAUUUGCAUUCAUAUGUAUUGAUCACUCCGUUAAGGCUAAAUAUAUUACAUUUAUACAUAGAAAAAUUUAUAAUUGGAUAAUACUAAUAUAUAAUAUCUGCCCAUACUAAUACCGUGUUAACUAUAAUUAAGUUCACGGUUUCGCAUUUGGGCUACAUAAAAUAAAAUAUUACUAUUUCUAUUAAAAUUCCUCAAUCUAAAAUUUAAGUGAAUAUUAAUAUGAAUUGAACAACUAAAUUCGUUUUUCAUAUAGGAUUUAUAAAUCUUUAUAUAGUAAUAAUAACGCUCUUAUAAUGUUUUAUAUUUGUAUAAAUAGUUCUAGAAUUUGUCCGAGUGAACUAAUUGCCCUGAGUGAUAGAGUAUCUGAAUUUAGAGCAUUAAACACUGAAGUAGUUGCAUGUUCUGUGGAUUCAUACCUAUCACACCAAGCAUGGUCCCGUACAUUAAGAUCUGAUGGAGGGAUCGCCAUACCUAAAAUGCCACUUUUAUCAGAUCCAACUCAUGCCAUCAGUAAAAGUUAUGGAUGUUAUUUAUCUGAACUUGGCCAUUCUCUCAGGUAAUUAAAAUUUAAUUUAAAGUUUAAUUCAUUGCAUCAAAUUCUCAUCUAAUCUAUUUUUUAGAGCUCAUUAUAUAAUUGAUAUGAGAGGUAUUUUAAGACAUGUGACAAUUAAUGAUCUGCCUGUGGGUCGCAAUAUCAGUGAAAUAUUAAGACUGUUGGAAGCUUUUCAAUAUACAGACGAAACGGAAACGUUAUGCCCUGCUGAUUGGAAACCAGGCGAACCAACUUUAUCAUAA